Rotaria sp. Silwood1 is the source of this 1242-nucleotide messenger RNA. The record is from the annotation of a GenBank genome assembly. Lineage: Eukaryota; Metazoa; Rotifera; Eurotatoria; Philodinida; Philodinidae.
AUGUUACCACAUGGACAUACCACAUCCUACUUUUUUGCUGCUAGUGUUCAAAUAUUAUUUUUAGGUUUGGGUUGUUUCGACUUUAUAUUUAGUCCAGAAGAUAUGGCAGACUGUCCGUUACCGGAUGGAUAUAAGCCACUAUUACUGCCCAGAUUACUCGAUAUUGAAAAUUCUAUCGUACCUUAUCCAUAUAGAGCCUAUUUAGUUAAUUAUAACGAUAUACAAAAUUAUGUUCAUAAAAGACAAAGUACAAAUUCAACAAAUAUUCUAUGUGAUUUGAUCAAUGAAUAUCAUCUUGAUACUUCAUAUACUCUAGAUGAUUAUAAACUGAUUUUACCAAAAGAUAGUAGCGGAUUCCCUUUAUCAGUAAUCAAUCAUCGAUCAUCGUUGACCAUCAACUUUGAUUUUGAAGUUUUAAAUAGAAUCCCAAAUCAUAUAAAUGAACAAUUUGAUAUCCAAUUAUUUAUAUUAGAUACAACGGAAAUCUUUUCAGUACGAAUACUGUCGAAUAAAAUUGAUACUCGAACACGAACUGCUAUUAAAAAACAAAUUGAUAUUGACGAAUCGAAAUUUUUUAAAACUAUUGAUGGAACCGAUGAAUCAACUAUACAAUUAUUUGGUAAUAGAACCUAUUUAGUUCUUACAAAAUCCAUCGAACAAUGGUCCGAAUAUGCAAUCAUUGUUGAUAUUUCUAUAUCUAAUUUACCGGCAACUGAUGAAUAUUUCACAAUUUUCUCGACAAAUUCACAAUCCGAAAUUUAUACAACACAUCGUGGAAAAAUUCGUCUAUUUAGUAAUGGACAAGUAAACAAGAGUAGAACACCAUUACAAUUAAAUGAAUAUAUGCGUUUGCUUAUUAAUAUUCCAAAUGACAAUGUUGAAAUUAAUAUUAAUGGAAUAUUGCAGAUAUGUGCCAAUGUUGAUCAUGAUCAAUUUCUAAUAAAAACCAAUCGAAUUGAUCUAUUUCGAGAAGUAGAUUUGACGAUGAAUACUUUAAACGAUGAAGUACUUCGAAUUCAAUGUAAAUCGAUUACAUUUCUAAAUCGAUCAAUAAAGGUUGAUUUGAUUAAUAAACAAAUGAAAUCAUCAAACUAUUCAUUAACAUCAUUGGUUGCACCAACUUGUCCAAUGAUUCCAUCAAAUUUAAUUUCUAUUGCUUAUAAAGAUGAAUGGAUAAAAUUUUUUAUAAAAGAAAAUAAUACAACAAAUAUUCAAUUUAUUGAUACGAUUAUACGAGAAUAA